This is a messenger RNA of Pediculus humanus corporis (human body louse), 1944 nucleotides long. RefSeq lists its product as uncharacterized. The record is from RefSeq and is a predicted model, not a curated record. Gene Ontology annotation, molecular function: intraciliary transport particle B binding; protein binding. Lineage: Eukaryota; Metazoa; Arthropoda; Insecta; Psocodea; Pediculidae. The transcript is spliced from 13 exons. Gene Ontology annotation, cellular component: axonemal microtubule; intraciliary transport particle B. Gene Ontology annotation, biological process: intraciliary transport. Bases 1 to 1944 code for a protein of 647 amino acids.
AUGUUUUCUAUUGCUUCCAAAGUUAAAGAAGGUGGAUUUACUAAAACAAUUUAUUCGAUGAUUAAAGAACAAAGAUAUAGAGAAGUUAUUAACAUACUAAACGAAAUUUCAUCUGUAAAUGCAAAUGCAAGAUCGAGAGCCGCCUAUUCAUUAUUAGCAUAUUGUUAUUAUUAUACUCAAGAUUAUAUUAACGCAGCUACCUGUUAUGAACAACUGGUCAAUUUAUUUCCAAAUGAAAAAGAAUAUAAAUUUUAUUUUGCCUUAUCUUUGUAUCAGUCAUGUUUGUAUGAAGAAGCAAUGCGUGUAGCUAAUGAAAUAAAUGAACCUCAUUUAGCCUCAAAAGUUAUUAAAUUACAAGCUGCCAUUAAAUAUGAAGAAGGUGAUAUUAUAGCUGCAAAAAGUUUUUUAGACUCGUCAACGUUCGACGAUUUUGACAUAGAUAUAUUUCAUGGUUGUUUUUUAUAUAAAGAGGAUCAAUUUGAAGAAGCAUUACAAAAGCUAAGUGCUGCAUUAAUCAAGACAGGAUUUAAUGGUCAUUUAUCAUAUAAUAUUGCACUCUGUUAUUAUAAAUUGAAAGAAUAUACGCCUGCUCUUAAACACAUUGGUGAUAUAAUAGAAAGAGGAAUAAGAGAUCAUCCAGAACUUUCUGUUGGAAUGGCUACAGAAGGGAUUGAAGUUAGAAGUGUAGGAAAUACAUUGACUCUACAUGAAACUGCUCUUAUCGAAGCUUUUAAUUUGAAAGCCGCCAUUGAAUAUCAGUUAAAAAAUUAUGAAGCAGCCAAAGAAGCUAUAACAGACAUGCCUCCUCGUUCUGAAAAAGAAUUAGAUGCCGUCACACUUCAUAAUCAAGCAUUAAUGAAUAUGGAAUCAAAUCCUGCAGAAGGUUUUGAAAAGCUACAAUUUCUUAUAUCUCAAAAUCCGUAUCCACCUGAAACUUUUUGGACUUUGCUUUUACUUUAUUGCAAAUAUGAAUAUUACGAUCUUGCUGCUGAUGUUUUGGCAGAAAAUAAACAAUUGACACGUUCUUAUUCUUCGGAGUAUCUAUUAGAGUUCUUAGAUGCUUUAAUAACAAAACAAACUUCUCCAGAAGAGGGUUACAGAAAGUUGGAUGAAAUAGCAUCUAAACACACAGAAAUUUUAAGAAAACUUACUAAACAAGUACAAGAAGCCAGACAAAAUAAAGAUGAUGAAGCUGUUAAAAAAACCGUUAUGGAUUAUGAAGAUGCUUUAGAAAGGUAUAUUCCAGUUUUGAUGGCUCAAGCAAAAAUUUAUUGGGAAAUGGAAAAUUAUAGUCAAGUUGAAAAAAUAUUUAGAAAAUCCGUUGAGUUUUGUAAUGAUAACGACACGUGGAAAUUAAAUGUUGCUCACGUGCUUUUUAUGCAACAAAAUAAAUUUAAAGAAGCUAAAGGAUUUUACGAACCUAUUAUAUUAAGCAUAAGUGCCAUUGUUCUGGCAAAUUUAUGCGUUUCUUAUAUAAUGACAAAUCAAAAUGAGGAUGCAGAAGAAUUGAUGAGAAAAAUAGAAAGAGAAGAAGAACAAAUAUCUCAUGAUGAUCCUGAAAAAAAACUUUUUCAUUUAUGUAUAGUUAAUUUAGUUAUAGGAACUUUAUAUUGCGCCAGAGGAAAUUAUGAAUUUGGUAUUUCAAGAGUAAUUAAAAGUAUGGAACCUUAUAAUAAAAAACUAGGAAUAGAUACCUGGUUUUAUGCGAAAAGAAGUUUUAUGUCAAUGAUUGAAAAUUUAGCAAAACAUAUAAUAGUUAUUAAAGAUUCUGUUUUUCAAGAAUGUUUAUUGUUUUUAGAACAAUGUGAAAUGUAUGGAAAAAAUAUAAAAACAAUUUUAGAUGAUCCAUUGGGUGGAAUGGACGAAGCAUUUACUGGAAAAAAUACCGUUGCUUACGAAGCAAGAUAUUUAAAAUAUUUAUUGCUAAAAGUACAAGAAUAUUAA